CACCAGAUGCAUUUUGGCGCACGCGACGGUCGCGGAGCAAUUCCAAUUGCAAAGGAAAAAGUGGCUUUUUUGGGCUGCUAUUCGAACCGUGUCUUGCUUGGCGCCAAGUUUUCUCCUUUGGGACUGCCAAGACAGAGCGCACGGAUCACAUAUUGA
Molecule: messenger RNA, 156 nt
Organism: Neurospora tetrasperma FGSC 2508
Lineage: Eukaryota; Fungi; Ascomycota; Sordariomycetes; Sordariales; Sordariaceae
Exons: 1
Source: RefSeq, a predicted model, not a curated record